Molecule: messenger RNA, 1540 nt
Organism: Macroventuria anomochaeta
Lineage: Eukaryota; Fungi; Ascomycota; Dothideomycetes; Pleosporales; Didymellaceae
Exons: 1
Coding region: 162-1265 (367 amino acids)
Source: RefSeq, a predicted model, not a curated record
CACUGAAUCGCCUAUCAAUUAAGAAUUGCCUGUUCAGGGAAAGCAGAAAGAGCUAGUCUAGUUAUUCAAAUUACGGAGUUUGAGUCCAAACGGCAAUAUUCGGAUUGGUCUUUAGCGGGGUAUCACGAAAAGUUGAAGAUAGUUGAGGCUGCUGAGCCAACAUGGCCCUCGACUCGUUCAACCCGGGUACAUUCCUUGACAACUGGUCCGACGAGGAGUUCAACCCAACCCACAGCGGCAAGCCCCUGGCUCGAUGUAUAGGCGAAGCGUUCGGCAUCCCACCCACAGACACAUAUGUCUACCGCGCCCAAGGCGAAACCACGCUGCACAUCACCGAACGAGCAAUAUCCGGCAAACGAGCUCAUGGCAUGCACAACUGGUACCACGAUGACGCCGGAAACCCAACAGAGCCACAACACCCUUCGUCUGAGGAGGUUGCCGCAUACACAUCCAUAUUUGACCCAUCUCUCAACCUGCCCAAAGCGCUCAAUGGCUUCAAAUCUAAUUCCAAAGCCAACACAAUACGAAAACAGGUUGCCGAGCAUCUGAGCUCACGCUUCCACAACACCACAAUCGGCCUGCUCCCCUCAAAAAAAGACCGCUCGCACAUCAACCCGUACCUCAGCCUUUGGACCUACUCAUGCCAGGAGCUAGAAUGGAGCGGCCCGAUCCCCUCCACCAGCUUUACAAAAAUCUCGCACCACAUUCUGCCCAUCUUCUACCACCACUUCGGCUGCAUCGUGCCCUCGUACGCGGCCCUGCACGUCCUCGCCAAAUUAAGCCAGCCGGCGAAACCGAGUAAAGAAGCUGUGAUACCAAUUCUAGAUGUAGGCAGCGGAAAUGGGUACUGGACAUACAUGCUCCGCCACUUCCCCUCCCCCUCUCCAGAAUGGAAAGCCCUAGACGUCCGCCCCAUCGACAGCGGACUCUCCGAAUACCGCAUCACUUGGAUCAAAGACACAAUCAAAAUGGACGGCCAAGAGUACUUGCAUCGCAACGCUAACGGCAAAGGGACCAUUCUGCUGCUAGUUUAUCCGCAAGCGACAGGCGAUUUCACUGGCCCGAUUUUGAAGAUGUUUGAGGGUGAUACGAUUGUGGUUGCGGGCACGCAGAAUGUGAAUGGAUUUACGGCGUUUCAGGACCAGGGUGUGGAUCAGUGGGUGGAGAAGAAUCUAAAGGCUUUUGAGUUGACGCUGAGGAUGCCGUUGCCAAGUUUUGCGGGGAAGGAUGAGGCGCUGUUUGUAUUUCAGAGGAAGAAGGUUUAGGAUGACAGGUGGUUGAGGGAGCAUUGAGCGACAUCGUUAUGCUCGUUUGGACCAGGCAAGUGAAUUGCCGGCAUAUGUUAGCAUGACACGCAAAGAUAUGGAGGCCUCCAGCGUCUUCAAGACGUCGUAAGGAUACAGCGUAGUGCUCCCUCAUGGCGACAAUGGAGGCUUAGUGCCAUAUGUACGUAGUACAUAAAUUUGUAGACGGCACGACGGUCGAUGUAUUGGUAGCAUUCCAGUGCUAUCCUUACUCGUAUUCGUAUCAUAACAUCGUA